UCCCCUCCGGGAGUGGCUCUCACGUCCUGGCUCCUCCCUGCGCCACGUUGGGGAGGGCCCGGUUGUUUUCCCUCUCGCGCCUUCUCAGCUCAGGCUUGGGCCGUGGUUUGUAGACCGAGAGCGAGUCAAAGCCGCUGCGGGAAAAGCAGUGUUUCUUUUCUUUUGGCCACGAUUUGACCGCCUCUCCACCCCCUUCCGUCCCCGCCAAAAAAACAACCAGUGGUGGCUUGAGGGAGAGCUGGACGUUGUUGCCGAGGAAAAUAGCUGCUUUGAGGGCUUGGUGCUCAUCUGCCAGCCCAGGUCACCGGUAAACUGGGGGUGCCAUCCACCUGAUUGUGAGGAUAGUAAGAGCAGCAGAUACUGGGUUCUGCGCUGACCGUGCCAAGCAGAGUAGCUAACCGCUUUACCCGAUUCUCUGAUUCAGUCCCUACAGCAGCCUUUCAGAGGCUUACGCACACAGCAUGUGCAGGUGCGAGAACUGAAGAACUUGGGGGGAUAGAAAAGUUCAGAAAACUUGCCCGAGUUCAUGAUGUCCACAAAGCCCCAAAGCUUCGGCCAAGAUAUUAAUCAAGGCAUGCAGAGAAGAUAACACUGGCCCGCACAUAGAGAACAUCCCGUAAAUGGGGUUACUAUCGUCAAACCAAUAGUUUAUGGUAAUGUUGCUCGAUAUUUUGGAAAGAAAAGAGAAGAGGAUGGGCACACCCAUCAGUGGACAGUGUAUGUAAAACCAUAUAGAAAUGAGGAUAUGUCAGCGUACGUGAAGAAAAUCCAAUUUAAAUUACAUGAAAGCUAUGGCAAUCCGUUAAGAGUUGUUACUAAGCCUCCAUAUGAAAUUACUGAAACAGGAUGGGGUGAAUUUGAAAUAAUCAUCAAAAUAUUUUUCAUUGAUCCUAAUGAGAGACCUGUAACCCUCUAUCAUUUAUUAAAGCUGUUUCAGUCAGACACCAAUGCAAUGCUGGGAAAAAAGACAGUGGUUUCAGAGUUCUAUGAUGAAAUGAUAUUUCAAGACCCAACAGCAAUGAUGCAACAAUUAUUAACAACAUCUCGCCAGCUAACAUUAGGAGCCUAUAAGCAUGAAACAGAAUGUACCUCUCUAAGCUGGGAAUCCAUCCGGGAGUCAACAAAGAUCCUUGUGCUGCUGGAGCCAGCAUUCAAGCGGGGAAAGCCGGCAAAGAACACUGAACACAGUCGGAAUAAAGAAGUUGACUCAAGUGUGAAGUCGGAAGGUGUGAGGUUAAAGUUAAAGCGAGGGAAAGGGGUUGGGAGCACUAGGGUUGAGCACGGACAAGGUUGCGACUUUAAUCUUUCCUUUUUUUGUCCCCAAGCCACUUCCUGGGAGUUUGAGAAACAAGACAGAGGAUCAUAGGGGAAGGGAGGGAAAAAUGAAACCAGACAAAACCAGACGGAAGAUGUGGUUGACAUAAAAAAAGCUGUACGUAUUUAAGGUAUCAACUUGGUGAGUUUGAAGAUACAUAUACAGCAGUGACACCAUCACCACUUUGUAUGCCUCAAACAGAUCCAUCACCUCCAAAAGUUUCCUCCUACCCUCUUUGUUUUUUCUUCUUUUCUUUUGUCACGAGGUUGCAAUUUUAAAUAGGGUGAUCUAUGUUGGCCUUACUGAGAAGGUGGCUUUAGAGCAAGAUGUAAAGGAGGGGGCGGAGUUAGUUAGCAAUCUCUCUGGAAAACGUGGUGCAGGCAGAAGGAAGAGCCAGUGUGUACUCUAAAGCAAAAGCAAUUCCUGGCGUGUUCAAGGAGCACCCACGAGGCCACCGUAGCUGGAACGGAGUGAUCAAGGGAAGAGUAGCAGAAGGGGAGGGCUUUUUGCAAGGACUUCAGUUGUUAUUCCAAGUGAGAUGGGAAACCAGAAGAGCAGUGUGAUCGGAAUUAAGUUUGGAAAGAUCCCUGUGGAUGGACCGGAGAGGAGCAAAGAUAGACACAGGAGUAUAGGUUAGGAGCCUAUUUCAGAAUCCAGAUAAGACAUGAUGGUAGUUAGGGUCAGGAGCAGUAGACAUGCUGUAUUUGUGCAACUGGAGAUUCAUUUAGCCAGCAAAGAAUUCAUAGGCACUGUAUGUGUGCUGGGAGGCUGUGGUGACCAGCCUAAUGCCGGUCCCUCCCAUAUUACUGUAGGUGAUGCUUAUAGUUACCGUGGAUGGAGGGCUUGCUGCCAGUCAGGUUGGCUUUAAGAGGUGCAAAGUUGUUUUCUCAGUGAACCUGGAUCUACUGCUAAAACUCAGGUGUCACUCUUGUCCCCAUUAAAGGGGAGGAAAGUCAAACCCUGAGAGGGUUAGUGAGUGGCACAACAGGCAAAGGCAGAACUCAAGUGCAGUGGGUUGUGUUCCAGAAUGCCUCCCUUAAAGAUGGCAGCCAUGGGGGCACCUGGGUGGCUCAGUCGUGAAGCAUCUGCCUUCGGCUCAGGUCAUGAUCCCGGGGUCCCGGGAUCGAGUCCCGCAUCGGGCUCCCUGCUCGGCGGGAAGCCUGCUUCUCCCUCUCCUGCUCCCCCUGCUUGUGUUCCUUCUCUUGCUGUCUCUCUCUGUCAAAUAAGUAAAUAAGUAAAUAAAUAAAUAAAUCCUAAAAAGAUGGCGGCCAUGGCAGGGUUAUAAUAGGAUGAUAUGGGAGGGAGGGGAUGACUUUGAAGCUGAAGUUUUUUUUGUUUUUUAAAGAUUUUAUUUAUUUGAGAGAGCGCAGAGUGAGAGAGAAUACAAGGGGGGGUGCAAGGGCGCCUGGGUGGCUCAGUUGGUUAAGCGACUGCCUUCGGCUCAGGUCAUGAUCCUGGAGUCCCUGGAUCGAGUCCCACGUCGGGCUCCCUGCUCAGCAGGGAGUCUGCCUCUCUCUCUGACCCUCCCCCCUCUCAUGCUCUAUCUCAUUCUCUCUCUCAAAUAAAUAAAUAAAAUCUUUAAAAAAAACCAAAAAUACAAAAAUACAAAAAAAAAGCAAGGGGGGUUGCAGAGGGAGAGGGAGAAGCAGACUCCCUGCUGAGCAGGGAGCCCCACACAGGGCUCCAUCCCAGGACCCCAGGAUCGUGACUUGAGCCAAAGGCAGACGCUUAACGACUGAGCCACCCAGGUGCCCUGAAGCUGAGGUUUAACAGUUUGCUGGGGGAAGGGUGGGUGUAGGGAGAGGAGAAAGCAGGGGUGAGAAGAAGAGUGUCCCCAGCUACAGGGAAGAUCAUGUACAAAGACAGACCUAGAAGUUAGAAAGCAGGGCCUUAGAAAGACUGAAAAAAAAAAAAAACCCACCAUGUUGUUGAAUCUCCAAAUGUGUGAGGGGUAGUGAUACAGAAUGAACCAGAAAAACAGACAGGGAAUGCAACUUUGGGUUAGUACGUCUAUGGGUCAAUAAUCUAACUGCGUAUUUGUCUUUAAUAUUUUCUUCCUGGGAAUUUGAAAAACAAGACAGAGGAUCAUAGGGGAAGGGAGGGAAAAAUGAAACCAGACGAAACCAGAGGGAGAGACAAACCAUAAGAGACUCUUAAUCUCAGGAAACAAACUGAGGGUUGCUGGAGGGGAGGGGGGUGGGAGGGAUGCGGUGGCUGGGUGAUGGGCCCUGGGGUGGGUUUGUGCUAUGGUGAGCGCUGUGAAUUGUGUAAGACUGAUGAAUCACAGACCUGCACCCCUGAAACAAAUAAUACAUUAUAUGCUAAUACAAAUAAAUAAAUAAAUAAAUAUUUUCUCCUGGGAUCUCAUGUUGCAUAUAUAUCAAUUGGAAGGGAGUGGAUCUUGGAGUCAGAGAAGCAAUGGCAGCCCAAGAAGCAGCUUGCAGCUUGCAGUGGGAAGGCUAAAGGCCCCAAAUCUCCAUCACCCCCUCCAUCCAACCCAAAUAAAUAUACUAAGUAAAGCAAGGAGCUCGCUUUGCAAACACAGCCUCAAGAAAAGUCCUCUGCCUGCAUUUCAAUGUAACCCUUUUGGAGCCUUCAUUGCAGACAAGACUAACCGAAUCCUGCUCUACCGUUUAUCAGUUGUAACAGGAAUUAUUUCACAUUGAUAAGCGUCACUUAUCUAUUCUAUAAAAUUGACAUUAGAUUACCCAUUUCAGGAUUAUCAUCUCUCUAACUGAGCUCAUGCAUACAAAUUGCAUGUUUGACACUUUCUAUUCAUUUGCAAAGUUCAAAUAUCUAAAUAACAAUUCCACAUUCAGAUAAAGAGUGCAUUUUGAUUCUCCCACAAAUCGGAUAAGUGGUUCAGUCUUAAGUGAUACAGGAAUAAAUGUUUAAGUUCCACAAACUCCAUCCGCUUUAGUCCAGAACUUUCUUUCUUUCUUUUUUUUUUUUUUUUAAAGAUUUUAUUUAUUUAUUCAUGAGAGACAGAGAGGCAGAGGGAGAAGCAGGCUCCCAAGGAGCAGGGAGCCCGAUGCGGGACUCCAUCCCAGGACCCUGGGAUCAUGACCUGAGCCGAAGGCAGACGCUUAACCAUCUGAGCCACCCAGGCACCCAGUCCAGAACUUUCUAUUUAUUUCAAAAUAAGAUGGGAAUUUCUUGGCAUAUGGUGUCUGGAAGGAGAGAAAUGCACUGAUUUGUCAAGCAGAGAAUCCCCUGGACUUUGAAGGUAAAAGCUGGUCUGGCCCACUGAGAAGUGCCCAGGCUUUGAAACCAGACUAAUUUGGGAUUAACUGGGGCAGUGUGGUCGAUUUCAUCAGUGGCAUUGGGAAUGAAUUUGCACUGCGUUGCACUUACACAGCUUUCUUUCUCAGGAGAAAUGUUGCCAUAAAUUGUUCUGUGAGACAUCAACAGCUGGGCAAGGAAGAAAGUCUUCCACAAAAUACUGUAGUCAUUGGGAGGACAAAACUCUGGGAAAUUCACCCAAAUUCUUGUGGGCUGCAGACAGACGUCUGCAAAGAACAUAAAAUGAGCAAUUCAAAAGCAUAGUAUCAUGUAUAGUGUGAACCCGCGUGCAUAUGGAGCAGUAUUUUGUCCUCAAAGCCAAGGAUCCUCAAACUUGUUUCUCCCGUUGGCCUUUGUACCCCUCUAUUAGCAUUUUUUUUUUUUUUAAGAUUUAUUUAUCCAUUUGAGGGGGGGAGGAGCAGAGGGAGACGGAGAGAGAAACUUUAGCAGACUCCUCACUGAGCUCGGAGCCUGAUGCAGGGCUCAACCCCAUGACCCUGAGAUCAUACCCUGAGCUAAAACCAUGGGUUGGACACUCAACCGACUGCGCCACCCCGGGCCCCUCUAGUAUUUCUAACUUAAGUUAGGUGGCAAAAGUCCAGUGUACUCAGUAGUUCCAAAUCAAUAUUUAGUCUCACAAAAGAAUUUGGAGUUGGUAAUGGACCCCGUGACAGUGACAGAUUCAAAGCAAGUAUGGGUCCAAAAAUGGGAGAGAAAUGUCCCUCAUGCUGGGUACAUCUAUAAAAGCCAAGGCUAUCUGUGUGGGGGGAGAGGUGGGGCAAAAGCAUGUGUGCAGGGAGAUGACCACGUGGGAAAUGGACUCUGGGGGAAAUCAUGUCUGUGAGGGCAAUGCAGGAAGGGAGGGGGUGGGACAAGAACAGAGUAGAGGACUGUCUGCCCGGUCCCAGGCGGAAACAGCCACCCUUCUUUAAAUGUCAUGUGCAUCACUGCCUGAAGGUGGCAUCUCUCACUCUGAAGGACUCCUGUGAAGAUUAAGAAGCCUUGAAAUACAUUUGUGGAAGGUCAGUUCACAUCUGUUUUCUAUUUGUCAUGUUCUGUCAGCACUUCUGUGAGAACAGAGCCAUCACACCAGCCUUGGAAGCCAGAGGCAGCUGGAUCUUCCAGGCCUGGCAACUCCCGGGUCCAUGGUCCCACCUCAAGUGGCAGAAGAGCAGAAAACACCGUCACAACCUGUCUCUGUCUUUGCUGCCCCCACUAACUCUUAGCGGUACGCUGUGCUUCGAAGGACAAAUGGGUACAGAGAAUUCAGCCUGGUUAGUCAGCUGUUCUCAUGCCCAUGAAACAACACAGCGACAAACAACUUAGAGGCUUUUCAAUCCUCUGAUGUGUUUAAUUUGUUAUCUAGCAAGCAAUAAAAAGAAAUUCUCCUGAGUUUUAUAAUAUUUACAGUCCUCUAGCUAGGGAACUGGAGUUUGCCCAGGAGGCAUAUUGCAAAGUGAUUGUCUGGCUCCAGGGAAAGACCCAGAAUUCAGUAACACUCUUGUUGGCCUACUGAUGUUUAUCAGAACAGUGAAGAUUUCCAAAUGGCGCUUAUCAGUGUGUGAAGGCACUUAUCACAAGUAAGGAAAGACUUCCAUUGAUUUGGUUCAAAGGGCAGCCCAAGACACACAGUGGGUCACAUUCCCUGCCUAGCUCCCUGCAACCCUCCCACCACCUCUGGAUGACCUAGGCUGGCUUCACCAGGGUCUGGGUUUAAAAUUACUAGGCAUCUGUGACAGUUCACUUUCCUCUCAGGUCGAUGUGUAAUGCUUAAUUUUGAUUUAAGAAUGCCGUUGGUGGGGGCGCCUGGGUGGCUCAGUUGGUUGGGCAACUGCCUUCGGCUCAGGUCAUGAUUCUGGAGUCCCAGGAUCGAGUCCCGCAUCGGGCUCCCUGCUCGGCGGGGGGUCUGCUUCUCCCUCUGACCCUUCCCCUCUCAUGCUCUCUGUCUCCCAUUCUCUCUCUCAGAUAAAUAAAUAAAAUCUUAAAAAAAAAAAAAAAAAAGAAUGCCGUUGGUGGGAGAUGGAUGGUCAGUACCCAAUUGUGUCAGGACCAAAUUUUCAAGAUCUUGGCUGAAUGUCUUCGAAGCUUCUGAGCAGAUGAGAAAGGAUGUCCACCGAAUGCCAAUUGGUACAGCCACUUUGGAAAACAGUGUGGAGGUUCCUCAAAAAAUUAAAAAUAGAGCUACCCUAUGACCCAGCAAUUGUACUACUGGGUAUUUACCCCAAAGACACAGAUGUAGUGAAAAGAAGGGCCAUAUGCACCCCAAUGUUCAUAGCAGCAAUGUCCGCAAUAGCCAAACUGUGGAAAGAGCUGAGAUGCCCUUCAACAGAUGAAGGGAUAACGAAGAUGUGGUCCAUUCAAGAUACAUCUCCAAAACCUAGUGAAACAGAAGCAAAAAUGAACUUUUGGGACUUCAUCAAGAUAAAAAGCUUCUGCACAGCAAAGGAAACAGUCAACAAAACAAAGAGGCAACCCACAGAACGGGAGAAGAUAUUUGCAAAUGACACCACAGAUAAAGGGCUGGUAUCCAAGAUCUAUAAAGAACUUCUCAAACUCAACACCCAAAAAACAAAUAAUCAAGUCAAAAAAUGGGCAGAAGAUAUGAAAAGACACUUCUCUGAAGAAGACAUACAAAUGGGUAACAGACACAUGAAAAAAUGUUCAUCAUCAUUAGCCAUCAGGGAAAUCCAAAUCAAAACCACGCUGAGAUACCACCUUACACCAGUUAGAAUGGCAAAAAUGGACAGGGAAAGAAACAGCAAAUGUUGGAGAGGUUGUGGAGAAAGGGGAACCCUCUUACACUGUUGGUGGGAAUGCAAGUUGGUACAGCCACUUUGGAAAACAGUGUGGAGGUUCCUCAAAAAUUUAAAAAUAGAGCUACCCUAUGACCCAGCAAUUGCACUCCUGGGAUUUACCCCAAAGACACAGAUGUAGUGAAAAGAAGGGCCACAUGCACCCCAAUGUUCAUAGCAGCAAUGUCCGCAAUAGCCAAACUGUGGAAAGAGCCGAGAUGCCCUUCAACAGAUGAAUGGAUAAAGAAGAUGUGGUCCAUAUAUACAAUGGAAUAUUACUCAGCCAUCAGAAAAGAUGAAUACCCAAUUUUUACAUCAACAUGGAUGGAACUGGAGGAGAUUAUGCUAAAUGAAAUAAGUUAAGCAGAGAAAGUCAACUAUCAUAUGGUUUCACUUAUUUGUGGAACAUAAGGAAUAACAUGGAGGACAUUAGGAGAAGGAAGGGAAAAAUGGGCGGGGGGAAUUGGAGGGAGAGAUGAACCAUGAGAGACUAUGGACCUGAGAAACAAACAGGGUUUUAGAAGGGUGGGGGCAGGGGGGAUUGGUUAGCCUGGUGAUGGGUAUUAAGGAGGGCAUGUACUGCAUGGAGCACUGGGUGUUAUAUGAAAACAAUGGAUCGUGGAUCACCACAUCAAAAACUAAUGAUGUAUUGUAUGGUGACUAACAUAACAUAAUAAAACAAAAAUAAAUAAAUAAAAAGAAGAUGUGGUCCAUAUAUACAAUGGAAUAUUACUCAGCCAUCAGAAAGGAUGAAUACCCAACUUUUACAUCAACAUGGAUGGGACUGGAGGAGAUUAUGUAAGUGAAAUAAGUCAAGCAGAGAAAGUCAUCAUAUGGUUUCACUUAUUUGUGGAACAUAAGGAAUAACAUGGAGGACAAUUGGAGAAGGAAGGGAAAAAUGAAGGGGGGGAAAUCGGAAAGGGAGAGGAACCAUGAGAAACUAUAGACUCUGAGAAACAAACUGAGGGUUCUAGAGUGGAGGAGGGUGGGGGAUGGGUUAGCCUAGUGAUGGGUAUUAAGGAGGGCACGUAUUGAAUGGAGCACUGGGUGUUAUACGCAAACAAUGAAUCAUGGAACACUACAUCAAAAACUACUGAUGUACUGUAUGGUGGCUAACAUAACAUAAUAAAAUUAAAUUAAAUUUAAAAAAAAAAAAGAAGAAAUGAUGACCACCUCCGAAUGCAUAAAGGCUGCAUGGGCAGGAGGCUCAAACUCCUCUGACUGUAAACCCUUUACUUUUCAAGUCUAAUUAUCAGUGUUCUCCAGUAGUAAUCCUGUGAUGUUUUAGGACUGGCUUUAAAAUGAAGAAAUAUUUAAUGUUAUUGAUCACUAUCCUUGUGCUGUGUUGCUAGGACCGUUUAUUUAUUGGUGUUUCUGUAAAAAAACAAAACAAAACAGCAGCCAUUUGCUAUUGUGGAAACAGUCUCAGUGGAAAUCAGCAGGACUUAGUCUGAUGUGGGCAUUUUUGUGGCAUGCCUCCCCAGAAGUGCUUGAGUUAAUAUUUUUACAAUAGGCAAAAAAAGCAGGAAAAGAUUUUGAAGCCAAAUGUCUCUUUAAAAAACUGCUGAUGGGGAAUCUUUUCUCAUGGCGAGAUUUCGGUUAAGGUGAUCAAAUAAAAUCAGUCAUAUUUAAAGUUUCUGGCUUUUUUGUUUAUCUCAGUCAAAUAAAACUGUGUAUUCUAGUGAAGAAACCAAAGGUCAAAGGCCAAAGACAGAUUCUGGUGAUUGUCUUGUAUUAGGGAAACCAUUUUCACAGUGACUUGAGCCUUGGCAGGUGGUAAUCUGUUCAAGUCAUGUUCAGAGGAUGGAAGAGCUCCAAAAUCUAAGCUGUUUUAGAGACUGGAGACUGUUUUGGACUGAACAUACUGUGCUUGCAAUUUGUAUAAGGCACUUUUUACUAGUUUUCUGAUCUGUACCAAAUCUUGAUUGCCAAUUAUCUCUCUUUGUUAAAUGUCAAUAAUAAGUAACUGCUAGUCUAAAACAUUGACCUGUCAAGAAAGCAAUGUAGGUUUUGGAGAGAGUCAACAACCAAGAAUUAAAGUGACUUCAGUUGGUUUUCCCCCACUUAUUUCUCUUGGUAGAAUCCAUCCUCCUGUGGUAGUUAACUCUUGUUUAUUUGUUUCGUACUAAGCUAAAACCUACGUAAUCUAAAUACAUUUGGAACUAAUCCUUCAACCUGGCUACUUGACCACCAUCAUCCUUGCCAGUAAAUUUUAAGUAUAGUUGAGUUAAGUUUCACUUCAGUCCUUUCUCCUGCUCACCUCUCUGACCUUUCUUCCUUUAGUGCCUGAUUCAAGUGUCACAUCCUCUGAGCCCUCGCUUUCCUAUUCUCAGUCACUCCUCCAUGAAUGAAAUCCUACUGUACUUUGCAUAUUCCUCUACUGCUCACCAUACUUUAUAGUCAUGUGUUUAUAUGUCGUUCUCACCUGUUCAAAUGAGAACCCCAUCAGGGCAGGGGCUGUGCCUCAUCCAUCUUUGUAUGCCAGCACCUGGCUCCAUGUCUGCCAUUAUAGAAGGCUUGUCUAAAUACUUAUUGAUUGAAAGGAUGCCAUGUGCUGGGCACUCUG
Molecule: messenger RNA, 9955 nt
Organism: Mirounga angustirostris (Northern elephant seal)
Lineage: Eukaryota; Metazoa; Chordata; Mammalia; Carnivora; Phocidae
Gene: YEATS4
Product: YEATS domain containing 4
Exons: 7
Coding region: 746-1366 (206 amino acids)
Biological process (GO): regulation of DNA-templated transcription
Source: RefSeq, a predicted model, not a curated record